UUUUUUUCUGUAGUGUUCAGUUGGAGAGGACGAGUGCUUGGUCGACAUUUUAGCUUUGCAUCAUCAGGACUGACGUGGGGACUACGUGGCUCGAGCCAUCCACUCCUACCGUAAUUAGUGACGAGUCUGACUACGUAACUUAUAACUUUGGUAAGUUAUUACACAGUAGCGUACUCGUGGGACAAGGCAAGAAAAAAGGAGAGACAGAAUGUUCACCGUUUACAAUGACGCAUGGACAAACUUUCGAUUCGUAGUCGGAAUCUACUUCCUGCUUGUUAGCCAGCUGAACAACUUCAUGCACAGGCACGAAUUGAACAGUUUUGGGCUUGUUAGCUGACAUGGUAGACAGAUAAAUAAAUGUCUGACCAACCAGCGACCGUAUAUUACUCCUUUUUUUUUAAGUUAACAACUGCCGCCUGCUACUAGCUAGCUGCUAGUUACAUUAGCUAAAAAAAAGCUAACGUUACCGCCCUUCAUGCGUUUCCGUGCGAGUCGCAAUUUCUCUUUCGAACAGCUGCAUAGCUAAACUACACAACUCUAUUCGCGUUCUCUUUUUGGAAAGCUAGCUAGCCAGUGUAAUGUCUGGAAUGGAAUAAACGGAACGGUAUCAAAGAAAUGGAAACCAUAUGUUUGACUCUGUUCCAUUGAUUCCAUUCCAGCUAUUACAAUGAGCCCGUCCUCCUAUAGCUCCUCCCACCAGCCUCCUCUGUGGCAUAUGUUCUCCAACAAGCAAAGAGUGAGAAAGUUACAGGUUACAUAAAAGUGACUCCAAAAUGACACAAUACAUUAUUUACCAUUCAUUUCUAUUGGGCACAAAAUAAUCUGAAACACAACCAAAACAAACAGCAAAUGAAUCCUACAAGUUUGUAGAGUCACAAGCUUUAUGUAAUUGUUGUGCUUCUACACCUGCAUUACUAGCUGUUUGGGGUUUUAGGCUGGGUUUCUGUACAGCACUUCGAGAUAUUAGCUGAUGUAAGAAGGGCUAUAUAAAAUAAAAUUGAUUGAUUGAUUGAUUGUGUGCUAGGAAUAUGGGACCAAAUACUAAACUUUUGACUACUUUAAUAUACAAAUAAGUGAAUUUGUCCCAAUACUUUUGGUCCCCUAAAAUAUUGUGACUAUGUACAAAAGUGAUGUAAUUUCUAAAUGUUUCAUGGAUGAAAAUAUCCUCAAAUAAUUAAAGCUGACAUUCUGCAUUUUAACCUCAUAGUCAUUGUAUCAUUUCAAAUCCAAAGUGCAGGAGUACAGAGCCAAAAAACAACACAAUUGUCACUGUCCCAAUAAUUACGGAGGGCACUGAAUUUUAAUAUAUUCUUAAACUUAACAUACAUUUAAUUAUCUAAGGGAGCUUCAUUUAUUUUAAUCUAAUAACCUAGAUAAGUAGACUUUAAUUGUGCUUAGCCUCAUUUCCUGACAUUUCCAGUCCGAUGACCAUGGACACAGCGGUUGCGUCAUCAAAGCAGGAGGGAAGUUUUGAUGACUCUCUGUCUGAUGAAGAACCAAGUCAGAGUGAAUCCAACUCACCCACUGCAGUACUCACUCAGGUAGCUACUUUGUGAAGUGUGUGUUGUGGCCACUGUCACUCAUCAUCACUCUUAUAAUUCAGAGGUGUAUCAGUGUCUAAAUAGGCUGGUCCCAGAUCUGUUUGUGUUUUUGCCAACUCCAUUGCUCAUUGUCAAGGCAAACAUGACAAUAAAUGACAAGGCAUUUGCAUGAUUGCACAAACAGACUGGCACUCAAGCUAGUUUAGACGUACUGAUGAUAGAGUUUACUUUCCUCAAAUAUUUCUCAAAUAUUGUUUAAAUUGCGUGUAAAACGAUUGAACAUCUCAUCUUCCUCUAGGUUUCAGGAACAGGAGACUCCGCUGGCAUGACAGUGGUGCAGUUACCUGGUGGACAGACAGUUCAUGUUCAGGGUGUCAUCCAGGCUCCUCAGGCCUCUGUCAUCCAGUCACCACAGAUGCAGAAUGUACAGGUAGCUAAUAGAGCUCCAUCCCUUCCCUAUACCUUCAGGUUGCGCCCCAAAUGGCACUCUAUUCCCAUAUAGUGCACUACUUUUGACCACUGCUCUAUAUAGGGAAUAUAUAAUAAUAAUAUAUAAUAUGCCAUUUAGCAGACGCUUUUAUCCAAAGCGACUUACAGUCAUGCGUGCAUACAUUUUUGUGUAUGGGUGGUCCCGGGGAUCGAUAGGUGCCAUUUGGGAUACAGCCUCAAGUCACUCUAGUCUUCUUGGCUAAAUUCAGUCAAAACUGCAUUGUGUUAUUUUACCCCAUAGAAAAACCAAAGAAUGGUUUUGCGUACUUGUAGCUAGUUUCUUAGCCUGAGUGCCAGUCUGUUUGUCCCAUCAUGCCAAAUUCUUGUCACUCUUUGUCAUGCCAAACAUGCUUGGCUUGACAAUGACAGCAUUGAAGUUAGCAAAAGCACAAAGUUUAACCUUCAUGUACACAGAAUGUUGUAUUGUGUCUGACUGUCUCUAAGACAACACACUUUCUGCUUGCAAUAGACAAAUCAGCACAUGAUGUCACCCUAGUUUUCCUUUCUUCUCUAAAUUACAGAGUCUCUGUCCCAAAAUGCACCCUAUUCCCUAUAUAUUGCACUAUUUUUGACAAGAGCCCUAUGGAGGAAUGGUGUGCCAUUUGGGUCAGAACCUGAGAUUUCUACUGUUGUCAGAAUUUGUUUUCAGCACUGGGAAUUUCUUUCAUUUUUCAGUAUUCAGUAAGGCAUUUUAAAUGGAGGGAGGUGACCCUACACAGGGAUCAUAUCUAUGCAUUACUUUCAGACUUCAUAGUGUUUUUCUUUGCUCCAGAUAACCUCCAUAGCUGGGCUUGAAGAUGGGGAGUCAGCAGUCACAGACACACAGAAAAGAAGAGAGAUUCUCUCAAGACGGCCAUCUUAUCGGUUGGCAGACAUUAAAACAUCGCAAAUAUGAAUUGUUCCCCCCCCCCCCCAAAGGACACCGUAUUCCUUAUAUAGUGCACUACUUUUGACCAGAGACCUAUGGGCCCUGGUUAAAAGUAGUGCACUAUAAAGGGAACAAGAUGUUAUUUGAUAAACAACUAUUGACAUUUCAAAAGCAAUCCAAGCAGAGUACGGUAGUUUAUUAUGUGCUUUCCUCUUUCCUUCAGAAAAAUCCUCAAUGAACUAUCAUCAGAUACGUCCUCAAUUCCGAGAAUUGAGGAGGAGAAAGCUGAAGAUGAGGUUCCACCCUCCAGUGUCCCUUCAGUUCAAGUGCCAACUUCAAUUUAUCAGACCACCGGUGGCCAAUACAGUGAGUUUCAUUAGGCUUUGGUCAAAAGUAGUGCACUAUACAGGGAAUAGGUUGCCAUAGUUGGAACGCAACUAUGGUCAAAAUGUUGACGUGCACUCACUAUUGUGACAGUAAGGGUUCUCCCCAAAGAAUGUAAGAGUUAGUGAUGCGCGGGUUGACUCAUAAUCCGCAGUCCCCGCAGUUAUAUCCGAGGGGUGUGCGGGUUUAGGGUAAUUAAAUAUUGGGUGGGUUGAAUAAAGUGAAAAUAAUACCUUAAAGAAUCCAUAUUUAUAUGCAAUUUAUUUCUAUAUGCUACAUUGAGGUUUUUCUUUCAUUAUUUUAGGCUAUCUGGCAUUAGUGCGUAAGCCUAAACUUUAGGGCCUAACUGUACACACGCCAAAUAGCCUACACGCCAAUCACCAAAUGCUUUUAGGAACGGGCAGAAAACAUUUUCGUUGCAGAAAACGUUAACAUUGAUCCACAGAGGCAAAGAGGACAAUAUUGACAUUUAAUUCAAUAAGAGAAAAGCUGUGAAAUGGAGAGUUGAAAAUAAAGAAAUGGGAGGGCCAGAAAAGUCAUGUUUGGGAAAUGUAAAAGAGGAUGAUAGCAGUGUGGUUAUGUAUGUUAUAUGUGAUGAUUGUGAGGCGCUAUACACAUUCGACAGUCACAAGACGGGACUUCAAAUAGGCCUAUGGCAUGUCAAGGGAACUGUAGCCUACUGUUUAGAUGGGUUAAAUGGAAACUGAAAUCUGGACACUGACUAUAGAUCUAUAACCUCUCACAUAGCCAUAAUAUUAAGUCCUGCAGAUUUAAGCAUUUAUUGCAGUAAAAUGAUCAGCAUCAUAAAAGCUGAUAGUAUUUCAACCACAUAAAAUAUGCAUCAUAGCCAUAUUGAAAUGUUAUCAGAAGCAUGUUGUUUUCACAGCUUUUUGUUUCCUUAUAACCGGUCAAAUUGAUGUAGUUUGGAAAUGUUGCACAAAUUCUUUCCCGUUUUUUAGUUGAGUUAUUGCAUUCUCUUCCCGGUCCCUAAACGUCUUUGCUCUACGAAAGAAGCAGAGAUCACAGAGAACUUCAACCUAUCGAUGUAUGACAUUAUUCUGGUGAACAGUUUAUUUAGUCUUCUAGGGCAACAUAUAAUGACAGAAGAGAAGCUGCAUGUAUCUAAUUAUAGACAAUUUGACUAACAAAUAGCCUACCAAAAUGUCAGAAAAUAUAAGCAGAAAUAUAUCAAAAUCAGGCAAAAAGUAAUCUUGCACCCCCUUUCAAAAAAUCGUUCCGCAUCUCUGACUGUAACCUACAGCGCAUUUUCUAUAUCAGCGGUUUAGGGUCGGGCCUCAGAUGUUCACUUUAUCACAUAUAGUCACCCGUGCACCACUAGUAAGAAUGGCGCUGCGCUUCCUUGUAGACUGGCUGUGCCACUUUGUAAUAAAAAGUAUUACAAAAAAUAGAAUAUAUAUACACUACAUUACCAAAAAUAUGUGGACACCUGCUCGUCGAACAUCUCAUUCCAAAAUCAUGGGCAUUAAUAUGGAAUUGGUCCCCCCCCGUUGCUGCUAUAACAGCCUCCACUCUUCUGGGAAGGCUUUCCACUACAUGUUGGAACAUUGCUGCAGAGACUUGCAUCAAUUCAGCCACAAGAGCAUUAGUGAGGUCGGGCACUGUUGUUGGGCAAUUAGGCCUGGUUCGCAGUCGGCGUUCCAAUUCAUCCCAAAGGUGUUGAGGUCAGGGCUCUGUGCAGGCCAGUCAAGUUCUUCCACAUCGAUCUCGACAAACCAUUUCUGUAUGGACCUCACUUUGUACACAGGGACAUUGUCAUGCUGAAACAGGAAAGGGCUUUCCCCAAACUGUUGCCACAAAGUUGGAAGCACAGAAUCGUCUAGAAUGUCAUUGUAUGCUGUAGCGUUAAGAUAUCCCUUCACUGGAACUAAGGGGCCUAGCCCGAACCAUGAAAAACAGCCCCAGACCAUUAUUCCUCCUCCACCAAACUUUACAGUUGGCACUAUGCAUUGGGGUAUGUAGCGUUCUCCUGGCAUCCGCCAAACCCAGAUUUGUCCGUCAGACUGCCAGAUGGUAAAGCGUGAUUCAUCACUCCAGAGAACGCGUUUCCACUGCUCCAGAGUCCAAUGGCGGCGAGCUUUAUACCACUUCAGCCGAUGCUUGGCAUUGCGCAUGGUGAUCUUGGGCUUGUGUGCGGCUGAAAGGCCAUGGAAACCCAUUUCAUGAAGCUCCCAACAAACAGCUAUUGUGCUGACGUUGCUUCCAGAGGCAGUUUGGAACUCGGUAGUGAGUGUUGCAACCGAGGACAGACGAUUUUUACGCGGUACGCACUUCAGCACUCGCCGAUCUCGUUCUGUGAGCAACGGGUGUGGCUGAAAUAGCCGAAUCCACUCAUUUCAAGGGGUGUCCACAAUCUUUUGUAUAUAUAGUGUGUGUAAACGGUGUGUACACUACCGGUCAAAAGUUUGGACACACCUACUCAUUCAAGGGUUUUUCUUUAUUUUUACUAUUUUCUACAUUGUAGAAUAAUAGUGAAGACAUCAAAACAAUGAAAUAACAUAUAUGGAAUCACAUAGUAACCAAAAAAGUGUUAAACAAAUCAAAAUAUAUUUUAUAUUUGAGAUUCUUCAAAAAGCCACCCUUUGCCUUGAUGACAUCUUUGCACACUCUUGGCAUUCUCUCAACCAGCUUCACCUGGAAUGCUUUCCCAACUGUCUUGAAGGAGUUCCCACAUAUGCUGAGCAAUUGUUGGCUGCUUUUCCUUCACUCUGUGGUCCGACUCAUCCCAAACCAUCUCAAUUGGGUUGAGGUCAGGUUUUUUUUGGAGGCCAGGUCAUCUGUUGCAGCACUCCAUCACACUCCUUCUUGGUAGAAUAGCCCUUACACAGCCUUAAGGUGUGUUGGGUCAUUGUCCUGUUGAAAAACAAAUGAUAGUUCCACUAAGCCCAAACCAGAUGGGAUGGCGUAUCGCUGCAGAAUGCUGUGGUAGCCAUGCUGGUUAAGUGUGCCUUGAAUUCUAAAUAAAUCACAGACAGUGUCACCAGCAAAGCACCCCCACACCAUAACACCUCCUCCUCCAUGCUUUACGGUGGGAACUACACGUGCGGAGAUCAUCUGUUCACCCACACCGCUUCUCAGAAAGCCACGGCGGUUAAAACCAAAAAUCAGCCAUUUCUGAGGCUGGUAACUCUAGUGAACUUAUCCUCUGCAGCAGAGGUAACUCUGAGUCUUCCAUUCCUGUGGCGGUCCUCAUGAGAGCCAGUUUCAUCAUACCGCUUGAUGGUGUUUGCGACUGCACUUGAAGAAACUUUCAAAGUUCUUGACAUUUUCCGUAUUGACUGACCUUCAUGUCUUAAAGUAAUGUCGUUUCUCUUUGCUUAUUUGAGCUAUUCUUGCCAUAAUAUGGACUUGGUCUUUUACCAAAUAGGGCUAUCUUCUGUAUACCCCCCCUACCUUGUCACAACACAACUGAUUGGCUGAAACGCAUUAAGAAAGGAAAUACAUUCCACAAAUUAACUUUUAAGAAGGCACACCUGUUAAUUGAAAUGCAUUCCAGGUGACUACCUCUGAAGCUGGUUGAGAGAAUGCCAAGAGUGUACAAAGCUGUCAUCAAGGCAAAGGGUGGCUAUUUGAAGAAUCUCAAAUAUAAAAUAUACUUUGAUUUGUUUAACACUUUUUUGGUUACUACAUGAUUCCAUAUGUGUUAUUUCAUAGUUUUGAGGUCUUCACUUUUAUUCUACAAUGUAAAAAUAAAGAAAAACCCUUGAAUGAGUAGGUGUGUCCAAACUUUUGACUGGUAGUGUAGCUCUGAGUAACCCAUCACUUCUAUAAACGUGUGUCCCUCCUCAGUUACCAUCACCCAGGGGGGAGCCAUCCAGAUAGCCAGCCCAGGCAGUGAGGGUCUGCAGGGCUUACAGACUCUGGCCAUGUCCAACUCAGGUACCCCCCAGAUCCUGCAGUAUGCAACCCAGGCAGGGGACUCAGGACAGCAGUUCUUCUCUGUACAAGGUGGCCAGGUGGUGAUACAAGGUAGGAACAACUGUACCUAAAUUAACUCCAUCUUGACUCUGGUCAAAAGUAGUGCACUAUGUAGGGAAAAGUGUAAUUCAUCAAGUCAUAGGUUUGUAUUAAUUUGGCAAAUGAACAAAAGGAAGCUGGAACUUGACUAGUUUGUCUCUAAAAAGUGUCAAGGAUGGCUGGUUGACCCUUUAAUGUUACUAUGUAACCAGUGUUAUGAUUUAACAGUAGAAUAUAUUUGAAUGAUGUCAGAGUAAUGUAGACUUUUUUCCCUGAGGGGUUUCAGUAAAAUGUCAGUAUUUAUAUCAAUCCAAUAACUGAAACAUUUCCCGCUUUUUAUUAUUUAAAAACCUCUCUGUUAGGCUACUUCUUAGGCUGAACGUAUUGACCUUAUGUUCCAGAGAAACAAAUGAAAAAGCUUAAUAAUCAUAUAAUAAUAACAAGUAGUAAAACCGAAUCCCCACUUGGGCACAAUAUCCUCUUGUUUGUUCUACGUCGCCUAGUUGCGUCAUAGGGUCUAAAAAUAUUCAGCUAGCCGUGCCUCCCUCACCCUUAUCUUGCUGCAUUGUGUUGCUCCACUUUAGCAUUUGAUCCAGGAGCAGAGCAGGGGGAUGGGGCCUAGAGGCAGAUUGUCUUAUUGACUUCAGCAGGGCCAGUGAUGUCAUUGUGAUGGCAGUGUCCUUAAUUGUAAUUUUGUGCAAAGUUGAUGGGUGAACACUCCAUGUAGAGAGCAGGCAGAGAGAGAGAAAGACACACAGUCAGAUAGAUAAAGAGAGAGAAAGUGUGUGAUUCUGUGGAUCCUGGAUUGUUAGAGAGUAGAAGAUAUGGCUGUUACUGGAGAUGAGACUGAAUCAGGUAUGUAAUAAUCUUUUAGUCCAUUUUCCUUUGUCAGUAUUUCUCAGACUUUUAGUUUAAUAGCAAGUUAAAUGUAUAAUGCUGGCAGUGAUAGACAAUGUAUACCUGCAUUGCUGUUCAAUUGAGAGAUGUACCUGCAUUGUUUCUGUAUUUAGAGGGCUAAAUUAGUGAGGAAUUACUUUAAAGUUUGGUUGGUUAAGUGUCUUUACAUAACUUUUAGAAUGUAUUCAAAAGUGUGUGUAGUCUACCAUAGUUAUUAAGUCAUAGCAGUUGGCUUAGUUGGAAGCCUCUGAAAGCUGUGUUUCAGAGUAUUUUUUCCCAAGUUACCUUAUUUUUAAGAGAGCAGAGGAAACCAAUAGCAAACUGAAUGACGUGUACUGACUAACUAAUUGAGGUUAAUAGAUAGCUACUACAGAUGCAUCCUGCCCCAGUUCUCUCUCUAUGAGACUUGAAAACAUUACAAGGGUACUGUAUAAUUACCAUUAAACAUUCCUAUAGUGAAAAGCUAGACAUUAUGUUGACCGAACAUGGCAGUAAGUGUUUAGUUAGCUUGCUCAACCCAGUUCCUGUCUGUCUGCCUGCGUGCCCCCUAAAACACUCAAACAGAACGCUUCUCUGGAGCUGCCAGGCAGAGGAGGGGUAGAGGUGGCGUUGACGUCACUCCGGUUUCCUGGAACCAGAUGGGGCCAGGGAAACGAGAAUGCUAACUGUCGAGUGAGACUCACAUUGACGUCAGCCGGGAGUCAUACUGUGAUUCCAGACAGAACAGAGCCCUCUGUGGGAGCAGUGAGAGAGCAGUGAUCACAGCUUCAGCGCUACAAGCUUAGUCAUCCACUCAGAUAACAUCAGGAGAGAGAAGAGUCAGCCUCGUUUAUCCCUUCAGAUCUGCAAGCUGUUACUUGCUCACUCGUGCGUUAAAACACGAGUGCAGUGGUGGCAUUUGGGGCUAUUAUAAAUUCAUAAAUGAAAAAAUAGUAAAAUGUUUUGUUGCGAAAAUAUAGUUGUUUUGAAUAAGUGUUUUAUUUUUAUUUAUUUAAAAAUAAAUAAAUUAGGGGGUAGAUCAGCUUUAAUAUUGCAGAUAGAUUGAUGGAAGUUACAAUGUAAUUGUCUGCAUCACUUCCAAUCCCCCAUAUGUUUUUUCUUUCUCGUAAAUAUAUAUAUAUACAGUGGGGAGAACAAGUAUUUGAUACACUGCCGAUUUUGCAGGUUUUCCUACUUACAAAGCAUGUAGAGGUCUGUAAUUUUUUUUAUCAUAGGUACACUUCAACUGUGAGAGACGGAGUCUAAAACAAAAAUCCAGAAAAUCACAUUGUAUGAUUUUUAAGUAAUUAAUUAGCAUUUUAUUGCAUGACAUAAGUAUUUGAUACAUCAGAAAAGCAGAACUUAAUAUUUGGUACAGAAACCUUUGUUUGCAAUUACAGAGAUCAUACGUUUCCUGUAGGUCUUGACCAGGUUUGCACACACUGUAGAAGGGAUUUUGGCCCACUCCUCCAUACAGACCUUCUCCAGAUUCUUCAGGUUUCGGGGCUGUCGCUGGGCAAUACGGACUUUCAGCUCCCUCCAAAGAUUUUCUAUUGGGUUCAGGUCUGGAGACUGGCUAGGCCACUCCAGGACCUUGAGAUGCUUCUUACAGAGCCACUCCUUAUUACCCUGGCUGUGUGUUUCGGGUCGUUGUCAUGCUGGAAGACCCAGCCACGACCCAUCUUCAAUGCUCUUACUGAGGGAAGGAGGUUGUUGGCCAAGAUCUCGCGAUACAUGGCCCCAUCCAUCCUCCCCUCAAUACGGUGCAGUCGUCCUGUCCCCUUUGCAGAAAAGCAUCCCCAAAGAAUGAUGUUUCCACCUCCAUGCUUCACGGUUGGGAUGGUGUUCUUGGGGUUGUACUCAUCCUUCUUCUUCCUCCAAACACGGCGAGUGGAGUUUAGACCAAAAAGCUCUAUUUUUGUCUCAUCAGACCACAUGACCUUCUCCCAUUCCUCCUCUGGAUCAUCCAGAUGGUCAUUGGCAAACUUCAGAUGGGCCUGGACAUGCGCUGGCUUGAGCAGGGGGACCUUGCGUGCGCUGCAGGAUUUUAAUCCAUGACGGCGUAGUGUGUUACUAAUGGUUUUCUUUGAGACUGUGGUCACAGCUCUCUUCAGGUCAUUGACCAGGUCCUGCCGUGUAGUUCUGGGCUGAUCCCUCACCUUCCUCAUGAUCAUUGAUGCCCCACGAGGUGAGAUCUUGCAUGGAGCCCCAGACCGAGGGUGAUUGACCGUCAUCUUGAACUUCUUCAAUUUUCUAAUAAUUGCGCCAACAGUUGUUGCCUUCUCACCAAGCUGCUUGCCAAUUGUCCUGUAGCCCAUCCCAGCCUUGUACAGGUCUUCAAUUUUAUCCCUGAUGUCCUUACACAGCUCUCUGUUCUUGGCCAUUGUGGAGAGGUUGGAGUCUGUUUGAUUGAGUGUGUAGACAGGUGUCUUUUAUACAGGUAACGAGUUCAAACAGGUGCAGUUAAUACAGGUAAUGAGUGGAGAACAGGAGGGCUUCUUAAAGAAAAACUAACAGGUCUGUGAGAGCAGGAAUUCUUACUGGUUGGUGGGUGAUCAAAUACUUAUGUCAUGCAAUAAAAUGCAAAUUAAUUACUUAAAAAUCAUACAAUGUGAUUUUCUGGAUUUUUGUUUUAGAUUCUGUCUCUCACAGUUGAAGUGUACCUAUGAUAAAAAUUACAGACCUCUACAUGCUUUGUAAGUAGGAAAACCUGCAAAAUCGGCAGUGUAUCAAAUACUUGUUCUCCCCACUGUAUAUACAUAUACAUACAUAUACACAUACAUACAUAUAAAUACAUAUACAUACAGUUGAAGUCGAAAGUUUACAUACACCUUAGCCAAAUACAUUUCAACUAAGUUUUUCACAAUUCCUGACAUUUAAUCGUAGUAAAAAUACCCUGAUUUAGGUCAGUUAGGAUCACCACUUUAUUUUAAGAAUGUGAAAUGUCAGAAUAAUACUAGAGAGAAUGAUUUCUUUCAUUUUUUAUUUCUUUCAUCACAUUCCCAGUGGGUCAGAAGUUUACAUACACUCAAUUAGUAUUUGGUAGCAUUGCCUUUAAAUUGUUUAACUUGGGUCAAAUGUUUCGGGUAGCCUUCCACAAGCUUCCCACAAUAAGUUGGGAGAAUUUUGGCCCAUUCCUCCUGACAGAGCUGGUGUAACUGAGUCAGGUUUGUAGGCCUCUUUGCUCGCACACGCUUUUUCAGUUUUUCUAUAGGAUUGAGGUCAGGGCUUUGUGAUGGCCACUCCAAUACCUUGACUUUGUUGUCCUUAAGCCAUUUUGCCACAACUUUGGAAGUAUGCUUGGGGUCAUUGUCCAUUUGGAAGACCCAUUUGCGACCAAGCUUUAACUUCCUGACUGAUGUCUUGAGAUGUUGCUUCAAUAUAUCCACAUAAUUUUCCUUCCUCAUGAUGCCAUCUAUUUUGUGAAGUGCACCAGUCCCUCCUGCAGCAAAGCACCCCCACAGCAUGAUGCUGCCACUCCCGUUCUUCACGGUUGGGAUGGUGUUCUUCGGCUUGCAAGUAACCCCCUUUUUCCUCCAAACAUAACGAUCUUUGUCCCCAUGUGCAGUUGCAAACCGUAGUCUGGCUUUUUUAUGGCGGUUUUGGAGCAGUGGCUUCUUCCUUGCUGAGCGGCCUUUCAGGUUAUGUCGAUAUAGGAUUCGUUUUACUGUGGAUAUAGAUACUUUUGUACCUGUUUCCUCCAGCAUCUUCACAAGGUCCUUUGCUGCUGUUCUGGGAUUGAUUUGCACUUUUCGCACCAAAAUACGUUCAUCUCUAGGAGACAGAACGCGUCUCCUUCUGAGCAGUAUGAUGGCUGCGUGGUCCCAUGGUGUUUAUACUUGCGUACUAUUGUUUGUACAGAUGAACGUGGUACCUUCAGGCGUUUGGAAAUUGCUCCCAAGGAUGAACCAGGCAUGUGGAGGUCUACAAUUUUUUUCUGAGGUCUUUGCUGAUUUCUUUUGAUUUUUUCCCAGUUAUCCACCCAGUAACCAGAAAAAUGAUUGUCUUAACAUAACCCCCCCCCCCCCCCCCCCUUGACAGUAUACUACAACAUUCUAUAGUUAUAGUAAGUACUACACAUGAUCGAGGGACAGUUUAGUGUGUAGUAUAGUAUUCUACAGUAUACUACAGAAUUAAUUAGUAAGUACUGUAGUAAACUAGUAUUUUUUGAUGUGGGUACUCAAACCACACAAAAGCUAACCACACAAAAGCUAAAUCUGUGCUUAGGCCUACUCUCCCUAAUGUGGCAGCUGUGCUGUGAUCUUAAAUCUGGCCGUAGAAAAAUAACAUCAUUUAAAUUAGGUUUGGUUUUCUUAAUUCACUGUCCGUUGGAAUCUGGGCUUGUAUGGUUCUUUAACAGAAAAAGCAGUAAACAAGUGGUCAGUUGUUGUUUUUUGUCAUUAAAUGGACCCAUCUACAUUAUUUGUGUUCAGCGUUUGUCUAAUUUAUAGUCGCUUAUCCUCUAAGUAGAUAGAAGAUGAGAAAUCUGUGUGAUUGAAGGAGUAAAAAAAUACAGCACUUGGUUUUUGCCCCAGCGAGCUAAAUACACGUAGGUGGUCAAUACAAGUGAGAAUUUGUUCUCCAGUGACCACCUUGCUUGAAUAAAUGACUUAAUGACUUCUAAUUCUGAUGUCCUGUCUGUCUGUGCAAGUGAUGAACUUGGUUGAAAAAAUGACUAUUAAAACUAACCCUGACGUUCUGUUUGUGUCCCCUAGCUGCCACUGGAGAUAUGCCAGCAUACCAGCUGCGUUCGCCCACCUCUUCGGGCCUGCCCCAGGGCCUGGUGAUGGCUGCUUCCCCAGGCUCCCUGUCCAUGCACAAUCCCCCGGUGCACACUGAGGAGGUCACACGCAAGAGGGAGGUCCGCCUCAUGAAGAACAGGUGAGACAGACACAGGUUGCAUCCCAAAUUGGCACCCUAUUCCCUUUAUAGUGCACUACUUUUGCCCAGCCCUGAUCAAAAGUAGUGCACUAUAUAGGGAGUCUGGUGCCUUUUGGGACGCUCUGAAUUUGGCCAACAACUGCAAAAAGGGGAACAGAUUUCAAAAUCAUUCAUACUCCUCAUUCUCAGUUUCCUGUAGAUUUUUAAAGCACCCCUUUGAUAAUUGAUUAUCUAUAUAGGUUGAGUGGAUGUUAUGUGGAGUCUCUGAAGUGUUUUUGUUCACUUUUGAUUGGUACUUACAGCUGGGAUUUCUCCCACUGUCCAUCUCUUUUCCCCUGUCUUCUCUAGGGAGGCUGCACGGGAGUGCCGCAAGAAAAAGAAAGAGUAUGUCAAGUGUCUGGAGCACCGUGUGGCCGUGCUGGAAAACCAAAACAAGACCCUCAUCGAGGAACUCAAAGCACUAAAGGACAUUUACUGCCACAAGAACGAAUAGCUGAGUAGCUGCGCUCAGCCUUGUGCCAGGAGAGAGAGAGAGAGAUCCUACUGAGAAAGCACAGAGUGCAGUUUACAGAUUGACUGCUGUAAAAAACAGACUCUGGGACAAAAACUACUUUCACUGUCUUUGUUUCUCGUCUACUCCGCUUGUUCGGGCCCAGUCACUUCGAUGCUGCACCAGAGGUUGUUAGGCGGCCAUAGGCUUGUGCUCUCCGGGCUGAAGUCAAGUCCUGCUCUGGACAGGGCCCCUGUCUGUCCUCACUCAUGCGCUUGUAUGUGAAUACACAAGUGUCGCCCAGCCGCGUUUGCUUCUGCUGUUUGCAGGGAGGCAGCCAAUGAGAAUCCAGCCUGCGGAAGAAGAGGAAGAGGAAGUAGAUAUGCUUCCAGAAGGCACACCGCUCACCACCACUGGCUCACCGCAUUGGAGAAGCAGAAGCUGCGAAAGAGCCUCACUAUCAACCAGCAAGUUCACAUUAAGUGCACACAGACUCACCAGCAACCCAACCUACCUUAGCCCGAGUGCCAGUCUGUUUGUGCUGUCAUGCCAACUCCUUGUUACUCUUUGUCACAUUUGGCUUGACAAUGAAAGCAUGUGAGUUGGCAAGAUUACAAACAGA
Molecule: messenger RNA, 14126 nt
Organism: Coregonus sp. 'balchen'
Lineage: Eukaryota; Metazoa; Chordata; Actinopteri; Salmoniformes; Salmonidae
Source: the annotation of a GenBank genome assembly